Molecule: messenger RNA, 6230 nt
Organism: Porites lobata
Lineage: Eukaryota; Metazoa; Cnidaria; Anthozoa; Scleractinia; Poritidae
Source: the annotation of a GenBank genome assembly
CGUAACAACGAGUGUCAGUGAAGUGUUUGCAUUCAGUUGAAUGAUCAUUACGCUAGAAAGAGCGGGAACAAAGCAAUUUUGCACGUCAUUACAGUGCGAAAAAUUGGCUGUCAACAGAUGUGACAGCGCACAGGAAGAGAUUUUCUUUAUUUUCAUCUGUCUCCGGUCACAGCAUACCGUUCUUCGAGUAAAAGUUCACGGAUUAUUGCGAAUACAAAUCGCGUGCUAUGGCGUACUCUCCAACUGGAGAGAUUUUUAACGCUAGUGGUCAGCGCAGAUUUGAGAAUAUGAUGAAGUUGUUGCUGUUUCUUGAAGCAGAGCUCCAACUCAAAGAGGAGAUUAUCGAUCUAUUGCUGGUUUGUAUUGUACAGUUUUGAUAUUAUUUUUAUCUUGUUUAUCUUAAAGUAGCUAAAGUAUACACAGUAUUACCGAUCGCGCGCUUCGAGCGAGCCACAGAAGAAACCUUGAUGCUCCAUGUUGUACAUUGAAGAGUUCAAGAUUCCUUCAAUCAUGAACGUGUUAUUUCAGACGGAUAUCACUCUUUGGCGCUCCUUUUUCCCUAUUAUCUUGCAUGUAAAUAGUUUUCCGCUUCGUUCAUUGCCGUUCGAGUUUCGAGAUUUUUUUCACCAUUCCGGUCACGUAAGUACAAGAGACCUUACUGUUCCAUGAUCGUUCGAAAACAUACAAUCGAACACGCCGUAUAUAACUUUGCGAAACAAAACCACCAGUUUACAUUCAUAAUUUAUUAAUCUCGUCUCAGUAUUCUCGGUGAAGGGCAUCAAUAUUUCGAUCUUUCUUAGAUGUUGUAUACACCGAAUAGUCAACUAAGUUAACUGAGACCUGCCGAUGGUGGCUUGACUUGAUAGAUACCGGUACUUAAACGCGAGACUUUGACGCAUGCAUUGCGUAAGUUAUUUUCUUACGACUCACGGGUAGAUUUCAAUUAAGAACAAACAUGAAUCUUGGGUGCCCAAUAAACCUCAGGUGUAUGUUCUUCCAGGUUAUGAAGACCUUAUUUGCGGCAAGAUAACGAGAUUUCAUCAUAAAAGCACGCCAUAUUAAAAGCCCAUCAAAUCGAUGCUCUCACCCUCGCACGAAACGUGGAAAAUUUUAUGCAUAGAUUUUGUUUCUAUUAUUUGAGUAGUAUUGCAGUGGGUGAUUGCUUCCUAUCGGCAAUUUUGGAGAACCUUUGUCUUCCUCGGACUUUAAAUUCCGGAGAUUGCAAGGUUUUUCUACAAAUCCACCACCGUCGUAUUGACCUCGCCGGCAGAUCGCGCUUUGUUGGUACAGGCGAUAAAUAAGAUUACUUUAAUAUACGGUUUAGUAUUACCCCGAUUUGUCGAAGUUGUUCUCGACAAAAUGUCAUAACAGUUUUGUCAUCUUGUCAUCUGUAUCUAGACAGCACUUUAAAAGCUCUUGCACAGCGAACUAAAAAAAACAUGACCAAAUUUAUAGUUUACAAAAGGAGUUUUUCCAAACUUUGGACAAACAUUAUAUUUUACCUCAAGAGUUUUGAAACAAUGCCGAAAUAUACCGCCCGGCUUUUCACAGUGUUCUUAAAGAAUGAACGUGUCCUUUUCGGGACUAAACAGCGGGGGAUAAAUGUAAAAUAAAAUCUACAUCAUAUAUACAUGUCGGCAUGUUUUUUUUUUUUUCAGACAGAUUCGGAUAUGAAAUGAAUAUAUUGAAAAGACCAUGUGCUUUUGGGACGCCGUUAUUGUGCCCGAAAUAUACACAAACCAUCUGGAAUAAGCUAUUGUUUUAAAAUUAUCUAAUGUCAAUUUUUAACGGUUAAGCACAGGUCAUUUUUGACACAUCUGAUGAAUUUUUUUAAUUUUUUCUUUUCUACAAUUAAGCGGCUUUGAAUAAAUCUUAUUUCGUCUAAAGAUACGUCUGCUGGGGUUAUAUUCCCAUAGUUUAAAUACUUUCCAGACUGUCCGGUGACAGCAGAGGUUAUCCUUUUAAGACCUUUAUAUAAUUUUGUUUUCUUAGCUUUGAACUAAAGGUCUUGUGGUAUAAUUUUCCUUCGAUUUAUUUUACACUGAUUUACUGAUUUCACAGCUGUUUUCAAUAUUGACACCACGCGAUCUUUAUAAUCUACCCCACUGCCUCUGAUAACGGCAUUGUAGUGAACCUCCGUAUAAACGUGUUGCAGAUCGAAGUUCAGAUUAUCGGGAUGAGGGUACCGAUUAUGGUAAAAAAACGUUUUUCUUUUUUUGGGCUCCAUUUCAUCGAAGCACAUUCUGUUAAAAAAAACCUAGCUAAUAUAUUUCCGGGUAUGAUAGUUACGUUGUGUGGAACGGAUUUGUCGUAUGUUUAGUGUCACCUUUGUCUUGAGGUUAUGUAAUUUUUGUGCCAUCUAUGAAAAGUGGUUGGGAUAUUCUGAAAACUAGAGCCUAUACCGAUCGCUUCCUACCUAGUCUCCCACGCAGACGUUCUUAGGGGUUGGGGGCAGGAACGCGUGACGAACCUCUAAGAACGUCUGCGUGGGAGGCUACUUCCUACCCAUCAUCACGUGUACUUUCGGAUUCAUCUUUCGCGCCAAAAAACCACUUGAGCCAAUCAGAGUAGAGUAGGAUUUCGAGUAGCCACAGCCGUAUUUUUGCGUUGGCCGUGAAUGUAAUAUUAUUGAAACUACUCAGCUCGUUUAGUUUUUUGCUAUUCUGAGUAUUUUUUUGCCUGAUCUAUUUUGAUUUAUAAUGUUUUUGGUAAACGUUUUUUCAGUUGGCAAAUAAAAUGGUUGGUUGUUGUUGUUGUUGUUGCUAGUUUUCGUGAAACAUAAAUUCUGGAGCGAGGAAAAGGGAGAGCGAUGAGGUAUCGGGGAGAAACGCUAAAAUAUACGUUUCGUUUCAUCACUUAACUUCUUUCGGCGGUUCGCGCUUGUUCGUGCAGCUGUGACUUUUAAGAGAAAGAAAUCUACCGUUUGCUGUUUAGACUGCGAGAAAUGGUGAAUGAGAUAAGCAAAGUUUCAAAGAGAAAGCUUCGGCUGGUUGAGGAACCUUGAAAGUAGACUGUUCACAGUCCCCUAUUUUUUCGUGACAUCGUUUAGAUAUACCGCGUCUUACCGUCACGGCUUUCUUGAUUUUCAAAUGUACCGAGGGGGCGGGCGUCGGGGAUUAUAGCUCGGGGGGGGGGGGAGGGGCAAGAUGGGUAGCCCGUAACGCAAAGCUCUCGAUCUCGAUGAUCUUACGGGAAAAUAGAGGACUGUGAACAGUCUACCUUGAAAGUGAUUACAAAAGAGCCUAGAAGUUCUACUGCCAUUUUGAAUUACGCGGACGUUUGUGGAGACAUUAAAUAUAUAAGUAGACUGCACCUAACGCACCAUGAGUCGACCUUUGGGCUCCUGCUAGUUACAAAAACAAAGUGAUAACAUUAAUAUUGACGGCGGAGGGUUUGGUACCUGCAAAUGGAGAGCAGAUAACUUUUAUUUAAAGUUUCCUCGACGAUUUCCGAGUAUUCAUUCAGACACCUGGAUGUAGCCUGAGUUCCUCUCCUCCCCUCCCUCUCCUUCCCCCUCCCCCUAAUCCUUGCGGCUUCCUUAGGUUUUGUUUGCUUUACAGUAAGCUGAAUAGAAGGUGACUAAAAAAAUCAUAGCGAGGCUGGAACCACCAAGAUUCGGAUCACAAGUGCUACAAGAUAACCACCUUAUUAAUUAGCAGGAGCCUGUUUAGACUGUACACAGACGUUGUUUUAUUUUUCUUUUCGUUCUUUUCCAGCGCGGAGCGCGAGAAAGAAAAACAAUUUUCUUCUUCCCCCACCACCACUACCCUUUUUCGCUGGCGGUCCGGCAAUAAGUCCCCCGCGGUUUAUAUUUUAUCACGCACGCUCGACGGACUUUGAAGAGAAAAUACAGGGUUCUGGAACAGGCUAGAGUCUGUUUGGAGCUGUAGUAUCCUUCUUUACUUUUCAUCUGAGUAGAUGUCAACAUAUUUUGCCUGCUUUCACAGGAAGACGAAAAGACGCGGGAUAUCCUCAAUGAAAAACUUAGCCAGCUAAAUAGAAGAGAGCACCACGAUCCCGUUCUAGCCCUAGGGCGAGAUAAUAUUUACGAAGAGGAUCUGUGGGAGGAACAUUUUGAGGAGUGGGAGUCUGGUAAACACUCCUCAUUUGAUCACGUGGUCAAGAGUAAUGCAGGCCAGCUUUGCGCAGUUGCCGCAAUGCGGACAAUAAAAAUGGCAGAGGCGCACCAUGAAAAGUACUUACAGACUUACAAGUCACUACAGAAAACUGGCAAGAACUAUAAGAAGGUAUGUUGAAAGUCGAGGCUGUCAAAGCCUCUGCAUAAAAACCCUAUAAACCAGUCGUCCAAAAAUUUGAACGGAAAAGGAUAUUUUUGACGGAAGAAGAAUGCUUCCUUUCUGUACUUGACAGUACUUGGUGAAUAAGAGCAAUGCCAGCACAUAAGGCCGCGAACUUUAAGUCAGUCAAGUCUUGCAGGACUGUGGAGAGAGCGAACGACCCGAGUGUGAAGUACGUCACCCUUUGCUUCAUUCGCUCACAAGUAACAAGCUCACCCACGAAAAUCCUCAUGGACUGCUGGUGCAGUCGAACCUUCACUAACGGCCACCUCUCUACAACGGCCACUUUUUUUGGCGGACAGUCCUUACACUGGCUCUUGUUUAAACCUCUCUACAAAGGCCACUUUCUUCUGCCCCCAACGUGACCAUUGUUGAGAGGUUCAACUGUAGUGUAAUAAUAAGCAGCUCCCAUUCUGAAAAGGUGCCUCUCUGGGUGAUAGGGUGGAAGGGCGUGGUCUCAAAUGGGUGUCUCCUUAUCGUGUAAAGGAUGGCUGAAUUUAUCUCUUACUUUCCUGGCCAAAAUUUAAAUAAUUUUCAAUCCCAGCAAUAGCUUAAGGAAUGGAUUUCAUUAAAUGAUCACUUGAUGAUUAUUGUGUCUUAUUUGGGGUUAACUGCGCUUCGUGUGGUGAUCUAGAUAAGUAACCUUUCCUUAAUUGAAAUUUAUAUCUGCCAUCUUUUCGGGAAGAGUACAAUCGUUUCAAGUUCAGUUCAUUCUUUGGGGAACUAAGUUCGAAAGUGAUUGCGUUGUUACGCAUAGAUUUGGAUUGACUAACGUAAUGCUUGCAAAUUUGUGAAGAGAGGGCCUAUGUGGAUUUGGUUUUAUUAUCGCUAGAUUAAUUCUGUGAGAGUCCGUCGAUUUGAGGUUGAUUAAUUAAGGUUUUCGAGAAAUGAUAAGGGUUGACCGUUUUAGUGGAGCGAGAGAUUUUAUAGGAGGAGGAUUGUAUGGCUAGACACUGACUGAAAUAACGGCUGCACAGGGGACUAGCCUGUGUGUCGUGGGGUGUGUUAUAUGCUAUCGUGAGGUAAUUCUACAAUACUCAGUGAAUUGGGAAACGUUUGUUCCACUAGGUUUCUAUGUAGUGAGAUAUUGCCUUCCCCACAAUAUUUCAAAAGAGCUGAAUUAAGAGCCUUUUUUCUCUUUGCAGUUAAAGCAGCAACUGAUGGCCAGAGAAACCAAAGUUGUAAAGCAGGAACCGGUCCGAGAGCCUGGAUCUGAUUCUGCCUGGGAAAUGCGGGAACUUGAAAUGAAGAUCGGGGAACUACAUCUGCAAAUCGACAACGAACGAAAGCGAAACGAAGAUCUACAACGUAAAGUCGAAGAACUUACGACAACAAUCGGAAAAGAGCGGAAAAAGUACAAAAAAAUAAUUGAAACUUUGGCCAACGAGGUUGAAAGGCUUACAAAUCUAGUGAAGGCACAAGGAAGGAAUGGAUAUCAUUUGAAUGGACAUAAAAUUAACCACGAAAGACAAGACAGUAUUAAAAUGGGAACGAACAACCAUCAUAUGGAUACUUUUCCUUUAUCGAAGGAAAAUGAGAUUAAACAAUUCUACAUAUUGUAAAAUAUACAAAGAAGUGAUACUCCAAGAAUCUUGACCUCGGCUUUCCACUGGCGCUUUGUAAAAAGAUAAUAUUUUUGGUGUAUUUGCCCUUGUAUCAUUUGGUGUUUACAUCUUUCAUAAAUGGGAUAACUGCGCAAAAAAGCAAAGGCUAUUGGAACCAUAUUUUUAGUGGUUUUUGCUGCCCAUCAAGAGAAACAUGUUUGUACGCAGUGUCUUUUACGGAAUUAAACGUACGCAGAUUUUAAUAUACCUUCAAAAGACGACUAAUUUGAAACAAGUACACGAGAAGUAUGCGGAGAGUGUUACAACUUCGAUUCUAAAGUUAGGUUUAUUUAAUUUUUACUAAGAACUUCUAGUGCAGUUGCGUGUU